This is a messenger RNA of Colletotrichum karsti, 1038 nucleotides long. RefSeq lists its product as uncharacterized. The record is from RefSeq and is a predicted model, not a curated record. Gene Ontology annotation, molecular function: protein kinase activity; ATP binding. The transcript has a single exon. NCBI's taxonomy places the organism in Eukaryota, Fungi, Ascomycota, Sordariomycetes, Glomerellales, Glomerellaceae. The coding region runs from base 1 to 1038 and encodes 345 amino acids. Gene Ontology annotation, biological process: protein phosphorylation.
AUGGAAAAUUUACUACACUACGAAGUCGCUAGUUGGAUAGUGCAUGAGACGGAAAACGACUGCACACUGAUCAUACGAGCCAACAACGGACGAGCCUUCUACUGCGAUAUAGACCCAUCGCGAUUUGUUCACUCGCCCAAGCUCACCGACAAAUACCUCAAGUGUAUCGAGGUGCUACGGUCUGGAGACGAGUGUGAGGAAUACGAUCUCUACGACGACGAAGAGGCGUGCGACUGGCUGUCGAAGCUGUUCGCGCCUCUCAUCAACCAGCUGGCGCCGGCGCCCUCGCCGGUCCCCGAGCAUGGGCGUCCGAACCUCUCCCAGUACCUGUUCCCUGAGGGCUUCAGUUGCGACCUGACGGCUACCGAAGAAGUCGCACGACCAUACCAUGAGAAGACUCGGGGCAACGGCUUGUGCGGCCCGGGUGUACGCGUAGGGGAUGAGUUUCUUAGGGGCCUCGACGAGUGGACUCGGUCAUACGAUCCGUCCCAAGUCGACAUACUCUACAACCGACCCAAGGACGUUUUGAUAAAACCACCAAGCAAGGUCGUUGUUGAUGCAGGAAAUGGGGACAUGGUCACGUGCUACUUCAAGGAGUUUCGCAGCGGCUCAGAUCCAGACCAGGUGAAGAGGGAGAUAAUGACGCUGGAGAAAAUCGCAAGGGCGCAGAUACCUCUCGCCCCAAAAGCAUGGAUCUGCCGCAUGCAUGGAGUUGUUCGAGAUGGGAACAUGUUGAUGGGAAUGCUGCUUUCCUGGAUCGACACACGCGGGGUGCUCUCAAGAGCCGAAGCCGAGAUAAGCUCGUCCGCUUUGAGGCAACGUUGGAGGGAGCAGAUCACCACAUCACUGGGAAUGCUGCAUCGCGAAGGCAUCAUCUGGGGUGACGCUAAAGCCGAGAACAUCUUAAUUGACAGGGGCGAUAAUGCCUGGAUCAUCGACUUUGGAGGCAGUUACACACCUGGGUGGGUUGACAAGGACAAAGCUGAGACGUUGGAAGGCGACAAGCAGGGUCUCGAGAAGAUACUCAGUUUCCUUUAG